AAGGGCGGUUUGUAAGCCACCCAAAAAUUUACCAAGACCAACUUGUUUCAAGUUGGGGGUGGAUUCUUUCAGCAAGUUUGAAACCAAAGAAAAAAACAACAAAUAUUUAGUUCACUCGCAAUGGAUCCGCAUUUAUGAAUGAAACGCAAAGUGCAAGUGUUGGGGAUGGGCAUUGGAGUGGAAAUUUCAUUGUGAUUUUUGUUUUUAUGUCGGAUAGUGUUGAAGGUGUGCACUUGCAGCAGUAGCAGCAACGGCAGCAAAUGCAAUACCAGCCAGAACCAAAGCCGAUGCCAAUAUGUUGCAGUUAACGGUGAUACCUUUGAAUUCUUCCACCAAAAUAGACUGCACGCUGAGCUCGGAGAGUACCGGGCAGGAGUGUUUGGAGAAUGUGUGCCAGCGGAUUUCGAUUGGGCAGCCGGAGUUUUUCGGGCUGCGGUACGAGGUGAAGGGCGGGUCGAGCGGGGAGAUGCGAUGGGUGGAUUUGGAUCGGCCGAUUAGCCGGCAGUUGGAGAAGUUUUCCGCGAAUGUGAAGGUGUUGUAUUUGAGGGUGAUGUAUUAUGUGCUGUCGGGGGUCAGUUUGAUUAGUGACGAGGGGACGCGGAAUUACUACUUUUUGCAGUUGAAGCAUGAUGUGGUGGAGGGGCGGAUUAAUUGUGAUCCGAAGCAGGCGGUGAUUUUGGCGAAUUACAGUAGGCAGGCGGAGUACGGGAACCAUCAGGAUCGGCAUACGGUGGAUUACCUGAAGACGCUGCUGUCGUUUCCGCAGGAGAUGAUAAUGGCUAAUUUGUUGGAGCGGUUGACGGAGGAGGUCAUUCAUCAGGCUUAUGAGUUGCACAAUGUGACGCAGGGGGCGGCGGAGAGUUUGUACAUUUCGGCGUGUCAACAGCUGGAUGGGUACGGGCAGGAGACGUUUGCGGCCAAGGAUGAGAACGGGGCGGAUGUUACGUUGGGGAUCUCGGUGUCGGGGAUCAUUGUGGCGAGUGAGAGUAACAAGUUUUACCCGUGGCGGGAUAUUAAGAACGUACUGAAUCAUAAGAAGUACUUUAACAUUGAGUGUUCGGACGCGAACGAGAAUGUGCGGUUUACGGUGUCGGACUCGACGACGGGGUCGUACAUUUGGAGGUUGUGUGCGCUGCAGCACAGGUUCUUUGCGCGGUUUGAGAAGAAUCAGACGCAGGCGAGUCAGCUGAAUUUGAACCUGUUUCAGCACGAGAAUUUGAACGACAGUCGGGAUGAUUUGUUGAGUGAGAGUCAGUACCAGAUAUCGGCUUCGGCGAUGGGUCACAUCAUGGGUUCGGCCAACUGGCAGAGCAACAAUGAGUUGGCGAGCCACUCGAGCGUGUGGAACAACGCCGGGCCUUCGAUGAUGGUGGAGACGCAACCCUCGCCGGGGACGACCAACAUUGGCAGCGUCAACAAUCUGAACAACAACAGUCUGGCGAACGUCAACGCCAACGUCAUCCAGUCGCGGUCUUCGCUGCAGGCCUCAACGCUGGACAUCAACCUGAACUCGUCAUCUUCGGUGCCAUUGGAGUAUUCGAAUCACGGCUCGAACUGGGCCAUCAACCCGGCCGGUUCGAACGCCUCGCUCAUCAACCGUGCCCAAAGUUCGUCCUGUCUAGACUUGAGCAACAACAACGUCAGCCAAGACCGGGAGCGACUGAAAGCGUUACUCCCAACGUAUCGACCCGCUCCGGACUACGAAACUGCCAUCCAGCAAAAGUACCGCAACAGCACCAACGACGUCCGGUUAAGCAACGGGAACCUGCUCCACCUGUCCGCCUCCCAAAUGCUAGCUCAAGACCCCGGACACUUGGAGUACAACAUAACCGGCAGUCAACCGGACGUGUCCUACUUCAACCAACCCAUCCAGCACCAACCCACGAUCCACCAGCAGCCGUACCCGGACGUAACGCACCACACGACGACGCACAUGAUCGGUCCGCACUACUCGGACGCUUCCGACUACGGCCUAACGCAUCGCUUCAAGAUGAUGCGACUGGUCAAACCACCCCCGCCCUACCCGGCGAACCGCCUCAGCUCAACCUCAACCCCGGACCUUGCCUCCCACCGGGCCCUGCUCGGCUACCGCUCGCACGUGUCCGGAUCUAGUCCCGAUCUGGUCUCAAACCGCUCCCUGCUCAAUGCUCAACUCAUGCAAAUGUCUCAAAACAACCAGAUGUUCUACCCGGGCACCCACCAACAACAGCAGCAACAACUCCGACACUCCCAAAACAUCGUCCCGCACGGAACGUACGAGAAUCUAAACUUUGUGGAACCCACCAAACCCACCGCCAACGUCAUCUACUACGUCCCCCGGGAAGUCGAACACCUGCUCAUCACCCAGGACGGAACCCAGUUCCACAACGGCAUCAUCCCCAAACCUCACCUCAACCGAUCCGCCCAGCACAUCAACGGCUCCAUCGAACCCAUCUACGAAAACGUCCCGCUCCCCUGGAAGAACGAAAACGAAUCGCUCGGUGAAAUCCGCAACCGAACCUCCAGCGUCCAAUCCGCCCCCGGCAUCACCCGCCACACCCAACCCCAGGAACCCCAACAACCCCAAUUCCCCAUCCCGGAGCACGUCCACCCACCCCCACUCCCAGAACCAACCCCCGCCCUCCACGAAACCUUCACGAUCCCCUCGAACCAACCACCUCCCCAAAUCACCCCUCAAACCCAACCAAUCGAAGCCAUCAACCGGUCCCACUCGGCCGCAAACGUGCUGGACGCGUCCGCGUUCUCCAACUACACCCUCGAAACGACGACCACAACGACGAUGGCGGCGCCAGCCGCCUCCGCCAACUCAACGCACAACGAUUCCGGCAUCAGCUCCCACCCCAGUCACAACGUGAGUGCGGCAACGUCCGCGAGCAACUCGACGGCGAGUUCUUCGGUUAAGGAGACCAAGCGGAGGAAAAUCUGGGAUAUUCUCGGCGGGAGGUCGAAGAACUCGGCCGAUAAGCAGAAGAGUGCCACGUUGGGACGGGAAAAGGAUCGGAAGAAUAAGGCUGCGGCUGCGGCGGCGGCGUCGGCGGCUAGUGGAGGGGGAGGAAGUGCCAAUAGUUCGAUGAGUGAGGGGCAGAUUAAGCACCGGUGGUCGACGGGGAUGCCGAGGCAGCAGCCGCUGCCGGCGAAUAUUAGCAAGGAGAAGUUGUGCUCCCUGCUCGAGUCGAAGGUCGCCGACCCGCAGCUGUACUGCGAGUUCGAGCGCAUCCCGAAGCGCGUCGAGAACGCCAAGUACGACUGCGCGCUCGCCGACGAGAACAAGAACAAAAACUUCGACCCGAACUUCCUGCCGUACGACAACAACCGGGUGCGGCUGACGCCCACGCGGGACAACCGGAUGGGCUACGUGAACGCGUCCCACAUCACGAGCACGGUCGGCAACAAGCAGCGGUUCUACAUCGUGGCCGAGAGUCCGAACGACACGGUCACGACGAACGUCUUCUGGCAGUGCGUUUGGGAGGCGGACGUGUACCUGCUGGUUCAGCUGUCCAACGAGCUCAGCUACAUCCCGCAGUCGAGCGAGCGGUGUCUGGAGUACGGGCAGUACCAGGUGUGGCGAGAGUUCUCACAGGAAACGGACCGCUGCACCACGUCCAAGUUGCGUGUGUAUCAUACGCAGAGUCGGCGCUACCGGUCGGUGUGGCACAUUUCGUACAACGAGUGGGGCGACCAGAACUGUCCCCGCGACGUGGGACACUUUUUAGGCUUCCUCGAGGAACUCAACUCGGUCCGGCUGGCGUCGAUCGCCGAAGUUCCGCCCUCGCACAACACCAACCCGCCGGUUCUGAUCCACUGCAACGAGGGUGGUGGCCGCACCGGAGUGACCCUGGUCGCCGAUCUGCUAAUGUACACGCUGGACCACAAUCAGGACCUGGACAUUCCCCGCCUCAUCGGUCAAAUCCGCCAACAGCGGGACAACGUGAUUCCGUCGCUAGCACAAUACAAGUUCAUCCACGCGCUGCUCAUCCACUAUCUGAAGCAGACGCGGCUCAUCUAGAGUUCACGGUUCUCAAAAAACGCGCAACGUUUUAUCUUAUGAAACUUGGAAGUAUUUUCUUUUUUUUUGUCUGGAAUAUUUAAGCUUAACACAUACUACUUGACGAAACUAGUUUUAAAACGAUGACUAACACACAAACAAAACAGCUAGGGAAAAACUAAAACGAACCGCGCGUGCGUGCCUUAACGAAACAAUAACGAGAGGAUUGUUUUUAAACAUACUGGCCUUAAUCCUAAUCUAGCGAAAAGUAAUUGUAGCAAAAGUUUGAAGAAUUGUACAUAGCAAGAGCAGUUUAAUGUAAUGCCAUUUUUUACAUGUAUUUUAUACUAGGUUAUCUAACUUUAUAUAUACAUUUGUACUAACUUUUGGUAGCACUGAAAAAAGAGAAAGAGAGGAAAAGAGUUAUUUUUAUACCCAAACUAGAAGGCUAGCAAUAAGAAGAAAAAAAGUGUUACAUUUGUUUUGAUCAAAAGAGAAGUAUUUUAUAUCUGUAUUCGACUAACCUGUAUUGUAGUUUGUAUUUUAGACCCAAAACGAGAUGGCUCAAUUCGAAAAAAAAUAUACGUCCACAAACAGCAAAUUGUACUGUUUUAAAAUUUUAACAAA
Messenger RNA from Culex pipiens pallens (northern house mosquito), 4612 nucleotides. It is a transcript of the gene Pez, whose product is annotated as tyrosine-protein phosphatase non-receptor type 14. Gene Ontology annotation, cellular component: cytoskeleton. Gene Ontology annotation, molecular function: protein tyrosine phosphatase activity. NCBI's taxonomy places the organism in Eukaryota, Metazoa, Arthropoda, Insecta, Diptera, Culicidae. The transcript is spliced from 7 exons. Gene Ontology annotation, biological process: protein dephosphorylation. The coding region runs from base 296 to 4006 and encodes 1236 amino acids. The record is from RefSeq and is a predicted model, not a curated record.